CCAACCUCAAGCGAAUAAAUGGAAAACAUAAAUCCGAAAUCCUUGCCAUGAGCAUGUUUUGUUGUAUAAUGUGUGAUCUUAUCGAGAAAAGGGCGAAAAAACGCUUUCCAUCUGUUGGCGUCACAACGUAUUUAUCUAAUGCUGAUUGUAAAAGGCAAACAAAGCACAAGCAGAGUAAAAAAAACACAUCUAGCUACAGACGUCACCAAAUUUGUCGCCGAUGUAAGGGUCGUACAUUGUCGGUCGCUUAAACGAGCGUGCGCAUUGAAUCAUCAUCACAUUCUCCAAGCUUUUUUUUAUUCUAUUCAAAGCAUUCUUAUACCCACAACAAGUCAACUAAUAUAGGGGCGCUUAUAUGAGAUCGGCAUUGUGUCGUUAGCCACAAGUGUACGUGCAUCGUGCACACGUCAAAUGAAUCGCUUCCACCAAGCAUAUUUUCCAACCCACGUAAAAGCGGAGAAAUGCGAAUUGCGUAUGAAAUGCCAUCGGAUGAAAGAAAAAAUAUCGAUUUCGGUUUCGAAGAGCACAGCGCCUCCAGUUCUUAGCUAUUGCCCAUUGAGUACACAACACAUUUUCGACGACGACUACACCACAUACUAUAUUUAUAUCCAUUUGCUCUGGUGCUGUGUAAUUUUCACUUGGUUUUUCUUUUCUACAUUUUCCACAUCUAGUGCGUAUGUUUUGUGUGUGCCCUUUUUGUCCGUUUUUUUAAGUCGCAUCGCAUCAAAUUUCGUUCAGAAAGUAUUUUUACCAAAUUUUUUUCCUCGUUCAUAAUUUGGUGUCUGUUUUUUAUUCGGUUAUAGUGGGAAAAAAGAUUAAACAAAAGAAAAAAGAAUUUAAAAAAAGCAAUUAAUUCAUGUGUAUAGACUGUGAAAUGUACUAAUCUCGCGAAUGAACUCUGAAGUGGCUGCUGAAUGGUUGUGUGUGACAUCGAACCGAAAUGAUUAAAAGGACAUCAAGGUUGGACGGAAUAUGGCAAUCGAAUGAACUCUGGAAACCUUUUGCUUUGCUCCUUUUGCUAGCCAGUAGUUGUAGCCGCACUUUCUUCACUGAAGCUUCAAGACAAGGAAAUAUUGGAUGCUUGUAUGUCAACGAGCUUUGUCUUCAGGGAAUCGAGUAUUGUUUCGAUGACGAUGUAAUUGGGAAAUGCAUUAACGGCGAUGAAAAUGAUAUCCACCUAGCUCAAAAAGAAUACCUCGAUCCAUCAGCUCAGACAGAGUUUUCCGAUGUUUUUCGUGACGUACAUUCAAUUGUAAAUCGUCAUUCAUUGCCAUGGGAUCACGAGUACGUACAAUGUCGUCUUCAGAAUUCAUUGUUUGCCAUCAGCCAAAAAUUGCCUUAUUCAUCGGCAAUUUGCUGGGAAAAAAUCCCCGAACGGAUCACAAAUGUGAAUGCUGAUGCAUUCGAGGCCGCUUUGGAAGAGGCCGAACAAAUUGCUGAACAACAGGCAAAAGAUGCAUUGGACGAAGAUGCCUCGAUCCAGUAUUCACCGCGCGAUAACAACUUUGCUGAUGAAAUUUACUAUCCACCGAUGAAACGAAGACCGGAUUUGGUUGAAUUGGAUGUUGAAGAGCAAAGAGCACCUUAUGACCAUCGCAAUCAUUAUGAGACCCAAGAGGAGGAAAAAGAGCUAAAAACUCGAAUGGACGAUUUGAAAAAUCGCAUCGAACUGAGGCGCAUGCUGUCGGAAUAUAUGUCGGGCUCCCUUAAACCACCGAUUUUCUACAAGGAUGGAAUCGCCGCUCCAGACGAUGUCGCUCAAAAUGAUGAUGUAGAUGUCAUUGAGAGUUUGUUCGAAGACCCACAACCGCAAGCCAAACGCAUUGUAUUACCAUCGCAGAACAAUGACAUUUAUCCAUUGAGCGAAGAUUAUGAUAAUUUCCCAUUGACAAGCCUUUUCCGUGAACAUCAACGAGAAAAUAUUGAGGAUUUGGCCGAAUUAGGUGAAUUGGAAGAAUUCGACCCAAGGAAUAAUGAUCCAAAUGAAUAUCACCACAGGAAAAUUCUUGAAACGAAUCGACCGAAAGAACAGUCGGCCGUGUACACAGAAGGUGGUUUGGUCUAUGGACCAAGUACACAUGGGUCAUCUUCGCAACAUCGGAAACAUAAUCAAGGUUUCAAAAGCCUUCUGGAAGAGAUGUCAAGUUCAGGUUUCACACGACACGAGCGAUUGGAUGUGAAAAAGCCGGGUCCUCCCGUUGAUAUUCCCAUCGAAGGUCAUCCGGCAAUCAAUUCAAGUGCACAAGUAUCGCACGAAAAAGACGCGAAUAAAGAUGGUCCUCUACCCAAAAUCAAGAAAGUUUUGCAUUUAGAUGGCGAUGACGACCAUGCUCCACACUCGGUUGACACACAAUUUGCUCAUGUCAUCCUCAAGACACCCAUGGAUACAUGGCAUGAUGGAAGUCGCGUAAUAUCUGCAAUUGCCGACUUGCUGAACAUGAAAGAUUUACUUACCUCAAUUCGAGUUGAUCGUCACGAGAUUGCAUUCCGUGUAGAGAACAAUCCAAAUAAGACGGCAUUAGAUGUGGCUCGUGCUAUCAACGAUGGACGUUUCAAGAACAAUUUGUCACGUCGCUUAGGUGUAACUGUGUUGCGGGCCGGUGUUGGAAAUAAGACUAAGGAGCUUGGUUCGGACGUUUCAUCCACCUAUUUGCAAGAUCAUGGGGAACGUGAUAAUCUGUCAUACAUGAUGCCAUUCAUGCUCGCCGCUGCUGCAGCUGCUGCCUGUAUUAUCAUAAUCAUUACAGUCUUCUUGGUUAGAGGUCACGACAAAACAAAGUACAAAUUGGGCGAUUUACAAAGCAGCUUCUCCAAUCCAGCGGAAAAAGACUAUCAAGAUCUAUGCAGAGCACGAAUGACAACUAAAGGUGGUGGCGGCAAUACGCCAGCCGAACGUGUCAUUAUGACCGGCACGCAAAACGAACGACCACCAUCAUCACGGUCAAGUACAUCGUCAUGGAGCGAAGAACCAGCACUUACGAAUAUGGACAUCUCUACGGGCCACAUGGUUUUGUCAUACAUGGAAGAUCAUCUUAGGAAUAAAGGGCGUUUGCAACGAGAAUGGGAGGUACUAUGCCGAUAUGAAGCCGAACCAAGUGCUCGUGAUGCUGCUUUGCAGUCGCAGUGCGCACAACUGAAUCGACCCGAUGCACCUCUCCCAUAUGAUCACUCACGAGUCGUUCUUAAUCAUUUGGUCAACGCCGAAGGUUUGGACUACAUCAAUGCAUCGACUAUUACGGAUCAUGAUCCACGUGCACCAGCUUAUGUGGCUGCCCAAGGGCCAUUACCAGCAACCAUUUCACACUUCUGGCAAAUGAUUUGGGAACAAGGAGCCGUUGUGAUCGUGACUCUUUGCCGUUUGCAGGAAAACAACGAAAGUGCAUGCGCUCGAUAUUGGCCAGAGGAGGGCAGUGAAGUGUAUCAUAUGUACGAGGUGCAUUUAGUGAGCGAGCAUAUCUGGUGUGAUGACUAUUUGGUUCGGUCAUUCUACUUGAAAAAUCUACGCACUGGAGAAACACGCACCGUGACACAGUUCCACUUCUUGUCAUGGCCACAAAAUGGUAUUCCAACGUCAGCCAAAGCACUGCUCGAUUUCCGCCGCAAGGUAAACAAAUCAUAUCGUGGCCGAUCAUGUCCAAUUGUGGUUCACAGCAGUGCUGGCGCCGGCAGAACAGGUGCCUACAUUCUAUUGGAUUUGGUGUUGGGCCGCAUGAGUAAGGGAGCCCGUGAAAUUGACAUUGCCGCCACAUUGGAGCAUCUAAGAGAUCAACGGGCCGGAUUGGUCGCUACACGCCAACAAUUCGAGUUUGUUUUGAUGGCUGUCGCUGAAGAGGUACAUGCUAUCCUAAAAGCAUUACCACAAAACACGCAGAGCGAAAAACGCGAACUGGACAUAGAGACCGUCAAGGAGCAGGAAGAUGAGAAUGCACAAAAACCAUCGAAAGAUGCAACUGAUGCUAAGGAACAAAGCAAAAAGUAAGCAGGGAAAUGAAUGGGACAAAACAAAACUAAAUCAAUAACAAUGCAAUUGCAUAAAUCAAAUUCAAGUAAAAAAAACAGAGAAGAAGAAGAAAAAAAUGUGUAGAUGUUUUAAAACAAACUAGAAACUGAUCAUUGCUUUCGAAUCCAGUGAAAAUAUUAUAUAUAUAUAUUAUUAUAUAUAUAUAUAUAUAUAUAUAUAUUUGAAGCAGAUCGAAUAUCUCACAAAGGCUAAACCUUAAACCAAACAAUUAAACCAUACGACUUCUGAUAAUAAAUUGAAUUAAAAAAAAAACAAAAUUAUAAAUGUGAAUGUAUAUCUGUCGCUGCAACUUGAUCAUCAUCAUAUUAUUUAUCAAAUGAAAAGAAAAGAAGAAACAAACAAUUUCUGACACAUAAAUCCAUACAUAUAUAUUUUGAGAAAUUAAAUACAAACCCAACCCAUCAAAAAAAAUUGAAUUAAAUCAUACUUAUUUAUUAUAUGCACACAAAGUUAUAAAUAAAAAUAUUUAAAAAAAAGUGAGAAAAAAAAAUAUUUAAAAAAAAAUAAGAAUAUAUUAUCUCAGCUCAGCAAAGAUUUAUUAUUAUACAUAAAGGAAUAUCUAAAUAUAAAUGUCGUUUAUUGCAAAAAUAAAAGUAAUUUUUUUUAUUUUUCGAUCUUCGUCUCAAAAACUAAAUCAACUACAUCUACAACAACAACAAAAAAACUAAUACCGAAACACAUCACAAAGAAAAACACAUACAAAUGAAAUUCCUAAUAAAUAUAUACAUAUAUUUUUAGUCAUAUUUACUAAAUAGUGCAAACAAAAAUUGAGGGAGAUGAUGGCAUUAUGCAAUUUCAAAAAGAUAAGAUGAACUGAAGUGAAUUUACACACAGAAUAAACAAAAAAAAACAAGAAAAAUCUCUCAUUCCACUCUCUCAUUCAAUGAAAUACAAAUUACACACACAUUUGAUUUGUUUAUUUUUUUAACAAAAUGAAUACAACUAUGGAUAAUGAUAAUAUUUUUUCUGCCAACUACACUGCAAAUGACUAAACCAAUUAAUGAAAAAAACAACUCUAUUCUAUGUAAAUGUAAAAUGUAUUGUCGUCAAUUUUGGAGUUGGCUUGAAAUAAAGACGAUCUAAACUGAGAUGCCACAAUCUCCAAUAAA
Messenger RNA from Sitodiplosis mosellana (orange wheat blossom midge), 5130 nucleotides. RefSeq lists its product as uncharacterized. The record is from RefSeq and is a predicted model, not a curated record. Gene Ontology annotation, cellular component: secretory granule. Gene Ontology annotation, biological process: protein dephosphorylation. The transcript has 12 exons. Gene Ontology annotation, molecular function: protein tyrosine phosphatase activity. Lineage: Eukaryota; Metazoa; Arthropoda; Insecta; Diptera; Cecidomyiidae. The coding region runs from base 941 to 3979 and encodes 1012 amino acids.